AUGGAUCAUGGCAGAAGUGUUAGAGCGAUAACUGCUAUAACGUUGUUGGUGCUAUUGUGCGCCGGGCAAGCAACGGCGAGUUGCUAUGGUGAUUGUCUGCACAAUUGCUUUGCUGAAGCUAAGGAAGUUACAGUGUGCCUCGUAUCAUGCAUCUUCAAGUGCAGAAAGGUCGAACUUGCCGACAACCCUUGCAAAUUUAAUUGUGCGAUUAAUCAGUGCUCUCGAUUUGGUACCGAUGUUGCCAAAGCUGAUGAUUGUAUGAAUGAGUGUGAGACUGGAGAAUGUAACCAAGUCGUGAAAACAUUGCCAAGUGAGUGUCAAGAAGCAUUAGCAGUAACUUUCAAAGAAUGUUAUUCACCUUGUUUUAAUGAUUGCACUACGAACCAACGAAAGGAUAUACCGACGUGCGGAUUACAAUGCCUUAACGAAUGCUUGGCUUCGUCUCCACCGGGGUCGAACAAGAUUCACUACUGUAAAUUGGGUUGCGCUAUUCACGAAUGCGCUGGAUUUAGCAACGAUGCUGACAAGAUGGAUGAUUGUGUGACUAAGUGUGGAAAUGGGAUAUGUAAGAGGCUUUAA
This is a messenger RNA of Erythranthe guttata (spotted monkey flower), 579 nucleotides long. NCBI's taxonomy places the organism in Eukaryota, Viridiplantae, Streptophyta, Magnoliopsida, Lamiales, Phrymaceae. The record is from RefSeq and is a predicted model, not a curated record.